This is a messenger RNA of Aspergillus eucalypticola CBS 122712, 1395 nucleotides long. Its product is annotated as Spo7-like protein. Bases 1 to 1395 code for a protein of 464 amino acids. Gene Ontology annotation, biological process: nuclear envelope organization. The record is from RefSeq and is a predicted model, not a curated record. Gene Ontology annotation, molecular function: protein phosphatase regulator activity; phosphoprotein phosphatase activity. Gene Ontology annotation, cellular component: Nem1-Spo7 phosphatase complex. NCBI's taxonomy places the organism in Eukaryota, Fungi, Ascomycota, Eurotiomycetes, Eurotiales, Aspergillaceae. The transcript has a single exon.
AUGGCCUCAGCAAGCCUAGACCAACUGGUCAAGGGCUCUCCAGCACCCAACAAUCGUCUUGCAUCUUCUGCGACAUCCUCCUCCGAAUCAUUGGCGCCUGCAUUUCACUCCCAAGCUCCCUCUAGCGAUCCCUCUUCCCCGCCACGGUCGUCAACUCCCGAUCCACUGUCGACCCUCCCCUCUUCCCCACCCCAGAUAUACCUCAAUCUCCUCAUUCUUGAGAGCUCUCUGCGAGCUCAAUACCUGGCUCUCCGGGAACGCCGCCGACAAAAUACGUUCUUCCUUCUCUUGCUUGCCGCCUGGAUCGCCUACUUUGCCUACGCGCUCUUUCUCCGCCCGCGCGAAGAUGGCCGCGGUGUCGGAGGAUCGGUCUAUUGGGUGGUCGAAAUGGGGGAAAAGGUCGCCCUGAUGGGUGGCGUGGUCACAGCCCUUCUGGUCUGGGGAACAGGGCAAUGGGAACGGGGAGUUCGUUGGCCGCGGCGCUGGCUCGCCGUAGCCAACCGCGGCCUCCGCACCAUGAACACCAAGAUCGUGGUCAUCCGAGGUCCCUGGUGGCAGGAACUCUUCUCCUACCUCUCCUUUCUCUUCCCCUUCUCUGCACCCUUUUUCCCGUCCCCCGUGGGCGAUUUCCACUACGUCGAGCGCCCUGCGUCCGAAAGACGUGGUAGUCGGCAGCACUACCAGCAGUACUACAACCACGACGCGGAAUCCGGUCUGGUACAGGAAGACCUCAGCCCGGGAGGGGACUACAUUCGACUUCUUCUACUGCCGAAGUCAUUCUCGCCCGAGUUUCGCGAAAAUUGGGAUGAAUACCGCAGCGAGUUCUGGGAUAAGGAAAAUGAUCGUCGUGCUCAGCUGCGCCAGAAGCUGCGUCAAAGGGAGCGUCAGCUCGCCCAGCAGGACGGCGGCUGGUUCUGGUGGUUCGGAUUGAGUUGGAAGGCGUCGCAACGCCGACGAGUCGCUGCCGCAACGAUCAGCCGACCCGGCGAUGCUGACAAGAUCCCACAUCGUCCCCAUCACCACCACCAUUCGUCCAGUAUCUCAAAGCUCGUCCAUGAAUCCAAGUCGCCCUUGCGACGCGGCGGACCACGCUCCGAAUCCCACUCCCGCACGCCAUCACGCAGCACUACCCCCGUUGACACUGACGACCGACCCCCGUCCAGGUCAUCCGUCAGUGGCCGUCCCCGCCGCGGAAGCACAAGUCCAAGCACAGAACAACAAAUCCAGCAAUCACGAAAGAAGAAGGCAUCCAAAGCCGCCACUCGUGGCCUGUCUCCUUUGACGCAGGCCCAAAUCCGAGAGGGCGUGCGCACCCCAUCCUUUUCCUCCGACGAUUCCUCCUUUAUGGGCACACCCAGCGAAAAAGAGAAACCCAAAGAAGAUGGUGCUGAAUAG